AUGAUCUUCAAUCAGGCUGACUCAGGCAGCCUGGCCCUCAAUGCCAACCAGUGCCUGCCUCCCUUUCCGCGCCUGGCAGCUGGCAUGACACUCGCUCUGUUCUACGCAGCCCUCUUGGUCGUCAGUGUCCUGGGGAAUAUUCUGACCCUUGGCCUCGCCUGUCGGGAGGGCAAGAAGAUCAACUCAACAGGUGUCUACCUGGUCCAUCUGGCUCUGUUCGACCUCCUGUUGACCUUGACACUGCCGGGAAAGAUCAUCUACUAUGCGCUGGGCUUCCACUGGCCGUUAGGGGACAAGCUGUGCAGGCUGGCAGCAUUCCUGGUCUAUAUGCAUACUCAUGGCGGCAUCUACAUCCUGAUGUGCCUGAGUGUGGACCACUACCUUGCAGUGGUGCACGCCCGAAGGUGCCCGCCGCUCCACCGUGCUGGCCAGGCAAAGCUUGUGUGUGCAGCCAUCUGGUGUCUGGCACUACUUCAGAUGGCACCCUUGCUUUUGACCCCCAUGGCCAAGCCCGUGACAGGUGAGCCGACCUGCACGGAGAAUGGAAGUGUGCAGCCUGUGACGGGGCUGCCUGCCCCCAUCCUGGUGGGUUGCGCAGUUGGCUUCUGCACGCCUGUAACUGUGGUGUUCUUCUGCUCUGUGAAGGUCGCCUUGCAGUGGUGCAGGGCAGUUGGGAAAGACUCCCUGUUACACCACCGGCAGGCACAGCCCCGAAGGGCCUGCCUGCUGAGCCUGGUGGUGCUGGUGGCCGUACUGGUGCGCUUCAACCCCUACCAUCUGAACCUCCUGCAGCUGGUGCUGAGCGCGGCCCGUCACCUGCCAACCUGUGCUGAGCAGAGGGCAUUUGCACUGGCCCUGCAGCUCAUGGCGGCUCUCAGGAGUGUGAACUGCGGCAUGGACCCUGUCAUUUACUUCUUCGCAGCCCCGCGUUCCAAGAAGCGGCUCCUGUGUAUUUUAAAGCUCAGAGCAUCUUCCUCCUUAUCUGGUCCAGGGAAAAGUUUCGUCCAAAACACCAAGUGUCAACCAGCCUUGAGCAGAGAGCCAGAUCAAACUGGUCACCAACUUUUCUGGCUUAAUCUCGGGAACCAUCAGGCACUAGGGGUUGGAAGCUGA
Messenger RNA from Ochotona princeps (American pika), 1113 nucleotides. RefSeq names its product G-protein coupled receptor 183. The transcript has a single exon. Gene Ontology annotation, molecular function: oxysterol binding; G protein-coupled receptor activity. The record is from RefSeq and is a predicted model, not a curated record. The coding region runs from base 1 to 1113 and encodes 370 amino acids. Gene Ontology annotation, biological process: G protein-coupled receptor signaling pathway. Gene Ontology annotation, cellular component: membrane. NCBI's taxonomy places the organism in Eukaryota, Metazoa, Chordata, Mammalia, Lagomorpha, Ochotonidae.